AUGUCGGGCGUCGAACUGAACCAACGGCGAAAGACGGAGAAGGCGUUAAAGGAUGCUAAGAAGAUCCUGACACGUGGCCCCAACAUGAGCGUGACCGCCUGGUUUCUGGUCAGCAGCUCGGGUACGCGCCACCGGCUGCCCCGGGAGAUGAUCUUCGUGGGCCGGGAUGACUGUGAGCUGAUGCUGCAGUCUCGCAGUGUGGACAAACAGCACGCUGUUAUCAACUAUGACCAAAAGAAAGACGAGCACAUGGUGAAGGACCUGGGCAGCUUGAACGGGACAUUUGUGAAUGACCUCAGGAUCCCGGAACAGACAUACAUCACCCUCAAGCUGUCGGACAGGAGUCAACACAAGGUCCCAGAGGAAGCGCUGAAACAUGAGAAGUACACCAGCCAGUUGCAGCUCAGUAUAAAAUCCCUGGAAGCCAAGGCGAAGGAAAAGCAGCAGCUUCAGAACUCAGAGAAGAGCAGUGACUGUGUUUCCAGUAUCAAGCUGCAGGACAAGUCUGAGCGAAGGGCCCAGUCUCUCACAGCGUCCACAGAUUCUCCCAUAUCCAAGCCGACUCCUUUGUACGGCCAACCGUCCUGGUGGGGUGAGGAUGAGGAUGCAGCCAACAAAAAGCAUAACAGAGGGGGGAAAAUGCCAGGACGUGAGUCUCCAGAACCUGCUAAAGAUGGGUCCAGAUAUGAGGUCAAUGGAUCUCUGUCAGAUAGUCAGACCAAGGCCAUGUUUUCCUACCGCCGGGAGCCCAGCUACUUUGAGAUCCCAACUAAGGAGUUCCAGCAGCAAACUGCCAAAAAGCAGGAGUCCCAGAUUCAUGAGGUUCCCACAAAAGACACCUCAGAUCCCUCUCCAUGUGUCCCUUCCACCCCGACUCCCCCCGUAGUCCAAAGCCACGCCUCCUUCACUAUUGAAUUUGAUGAAUGCACGCCAGGCAAACUGAAGAUCAAAGACCAUGUGACUAAGUUUGCUUUCCGCCAGCAGCGAAAGCAACCGUCCACAGAGGUUGCUACCACACCCACAGAGGUGAUGUCAGCAGAAAGCAAAGUUGCUGAUUGGCUAGUCCAGAGCAAUGCUAGCAUGAUGAGGAGGAAGUCACAGUGUGAAGACACGUACACCGCAGACAGCGACCCAUCGCUACCGAGGAACGCCAAAGCAAACCACAGUGAGGAUGGUUCUCGCAGUGAAUCAGGGCAUCCUACACUCAACGGACAAGAUUUCCCUCAAUCAGAGCCUCAGAUUGGGUCCCAUGGUUCUCCACAAAAUUUGAGAGCUUCCCCACCACAACGCUAUGUCUCCCCAGAUUCCAAAGAACGUUUGUCCCACUCUCCACCAGAGUCCCAGUCGCUUUCCAGUCAAAGCAAGGCUGAGCCUCACCAAGCCUUUGUUAUUGAAUUCUUUGAGGAAAACCAAAGAAAAAAGCGCUCGCAGUCCUUCACCAGUAGCGCUGCUCCACCUGAGCCCUCAAGCCCCCAGCUCCUUCAGGAUAAAGCAAGGAAGAGCUCAAGCCCUACUGGGGAAGGACGCGUCCCACCCACAUCCUCUUCCACGCCCCCAACACAGCGGUACACCAUCCCACUGAAGGGGCCUGCUCCCUCGGGGUUUCAACGAGCCGGUUCUCUCAGAAAGGAAAAGACAGAAGAGCGGAUGAGCACCAGCUUUUCCUCUCGCUCUUCAUCCUCUGUGUCUGCAAGACCUUAUAGCAGUGUAGGCCGGAGGUCCAGACUCGCGCAGGACUUUACGGCUGAGAUGCUCAAACAGAAGCAAAACUCUGCCUCCAGCUGUGAGAGAAAUCCUCCUGGUUCUCCAAAAGCCAUACAGAGAGGGUCAGGAGUCGAUCAGAGAAUCACAAGCCCUCCUCCAUCUGCGGUCCAGCCUCAGACUUCCUCUCCUAUCGACCAACCCGUUCCUUUCAAAGCCCCCACCAUGCCCCCCGCACCUCAGAAUGUGUUUGGCGUUGUUGAGAGCACAGAGCCAGUGAACCAGAGUGACGCUCAAACCUCAUCAGCAUUUAGGCCUGUUAUUGGUCAGGGCAGUGAGGAGCAUAGGCAGAGUAGCAGUGCAGAGGCUGAGCCGGCAGGUGCAGUGUUACAGGGAGCUCCUAAGUGGAUGUCUCGCUGGGCCAGCUUGGCAGACAGUUACGCAGAAUCUGGCUAUUCGUCUAGAGCCAUUGACAUCCCUCCCCAGAUGGAACUGUCACCAAGGGCACAAGGGGCCGUCACCCAUCAGGCCACACCGAAUCGACACAGCAGCUCAGUCGAGGGCUCAAAGACUCGUCACAUCCUACCACAGGAGGACAGGAGCGACGUUCCAACUCCCAUUAUUCACGUUCAUUAUAACCCCAACUCCACAUUCAAUGUCGAAGACAUUAGCUCCGUGGCCCCCAGGAGUCAGGACGCCAUUCACAGGCUGACGGUGCAGGACGACGUGGAGCCCGACAGCCUGAGCGAUGCCAGCAGGUCAGACGAAGGCUCCAUCGUAGAGCAGAGCGCUAGACAGCUGUCAGAUACAGAAGAGAAGCAAAAUAAAGACAAGCCCAGACUCCCUGACAAAUCAACAUCUUUCUACAUCGGGUCCGAGGAAGAGUCCAGACCACAACGCGGAGGCCUAAAACCCAGCACCCCCAAAGCUGAGAGAAAACAUAUGACCAGAACGUUCUCUACAGCCACUCUUACUAAACAAAAACGCAGUCAGGAGCCGGGAAAAGUCAAACCCUCUGCAUCAGCGCCCAGACUGAACCAAGACACACAGGGCCCGGAGGGUAAAGAAUCCACAUCGUUCCCAUUAAUCAGACAGGAGAGCUUUACGAAGGAGAAGCCGAGCAAUGCCAGACUGCCCGACAUCUCAAGCAUGAAUAUUCAAAGAGACUCAGUCUCUGGAUUGCUCCAGGGGACCAACAGCCAGGACACUCACUCAUACCUCAAACAAACAGAGGAUGUUCUGGCUGUUCUAGAGGCCAAACUCUACGCAGGGCAGUCAGGGACCACUCCGUCUCCUGUUAAUGACUCGCUCUCUGGAGACUCUGACGUGGAUACCUCCAGCACAGUCAGCCAUCACAGCAACAGGACCAAACCAAAUGUACUAGUGAAAAAAACAUCUUCAGGUGGCCUCCAUAGGGAGAGGUCCUCCGCCAGCAUAGCUCAGGAUUCAAAUCACCAGUCCUCGUCUGAGAAGCACCGGCCUUAUGGAUCAAACGCCACCACUAAAGCAGAUCCUGUCAGGAGGCCGGUGGCAUUGAGGCGUAGUGCUGGGAAGCGUGGCUCCACAGAUCUCAGCGAUGACCCUCAGAGUCUGCCCUACUCCGAUCAGGAGUCGAGCAACGCCCAAACACGCAGAAAAUACCACACGCCGCUUCGUAAGGAGGACGGCAAAACCUCCAGAGUCUCUCAGGUUUUGAGUCGCGCCAACAGUUUGUCGGCCCCCAGACCCACCAGGGCCUCCAUGCUCCGCCGGGCGCGCCUGGCCGAGUCCUCGGACAACGAGGGCACAGAGACAGAAAGGCCGUCCCAGGAGACGGUCAACACGCACGUCAAGCCGCCCCAAGAGGCAAAGAAACUGUCCAGACUGGACAUGCUGGCCAUGCCACGCAAGCGGUCAGGCUCAUUCACCACGCCCAGCGACACCGAGGCUGCUGCCCCCCCGCAGUGGACGGGCAGGAGCGCCGGGUUCUCCAACCGCAGCACCGAGUCCAGCGGCAGCUCCAUCCAGAGGGCCUCCACUCCAGGGGCCAAGCCAGCCGAGAGGCCCCAGAAGGCGGCCCUGGGCCGGGCGCCACUCACCCGAGGACGCUCCAGCAGCGCCAAAUACGCCAGCAGCACAGCAAACGAGGAGUAUGACUCAAACCGGAGCAAUCUCAAACACAAACGCUCCCAACCUUCCUCAGCCUCUCACAGCCCUCGCAGUCAGACUCGACCCCAGCCGAUAGUUGCUCGACAUCCAAAGUCCCACAGCAGAGAUUCUGAAGAGGACAACAACGAGGGAGGGGCCUUCCACCAAUGGUCCUCCCACAGCGUCGAGAUAGCACGGUUAAGUCAAGACCUUGCCAAAGACUUGGCUAUCCUAGCCAGAGAGAUCCAUGAUGUAGCCGGUGACGGGGAGCCGCAGACGCCUGGAGCUGAGCUCGAUACGGCGGUUUCCACUCGCCAACAGCCUAUUUCAGAGGCUGGAUCAAACCACAGGAUCCAAACGAGCUGUGAACCAAAAAGGGAGGCGGAGCAGAGCUGCGGUGACCAUGAGCAGAGCUCCAAACAUCAGGCUGAGAGCGGAGACAAGGAUGUCGUCAUGGACUGUUUGAUGCUGAACCCUCUGUAUCAGGUCAUAUUGGCCAUCAGAGAAAACACAGAGCAACUCGCAGACAAAAUUAAGGUGCUGUUUCAGGACAGGAUGGACGUCUGGGAGGAAAUCGAGGCCAACAUUAAUGCAGCUGGGGAUAAUUCUGUGGAAAGCUCCUCCAACAAGGAAAUUUUGACUAUCUUGAAAGAACUUCGGAGCGUUCAGAGACGACUCGAGGUCAUAAACACAGUCAUGGAGCCCACCGACACACCAGAGAGCACCAAGGCCUCCGCCUCCUCUUCCUCCUCUGGAGUCCGGUCCUCCAGAUCUUCUUCAUCCCGAGACUGGAGGACCAUCCAUUCGAUGUCCAAGCGGGGGGGCGGGCCGAGGCCCAGUGAGAGCGUGAGGCGCGCGGCUGUGACACCAGAAGAUCUCAGACAGGGUUAUUUAGUCUGAUAAACACCAGGGCUGAACCUCUGCCACAAACCCAGGUGUCACAAAUGUGUGUGCAAGUGAAACCAGAAUGAGGGGAAGUGAAACUAGUUUCAGUGAGCUUCGACACACACACACACACACACAC
Messenger RNA from Menidia menidia (Atlantic silverside), 4852 nucleotides. The record is from the annotation of a GenBank genome assembly. Lineage: Eukaryota; Metazoa; Chordata; Actinopteri; Atheriniformes; Atherinopsidae.